UAGAAGCUUUACUUCAAUGUGAAACAUUGCAAAUAAUUUUGCGCAAAAAAUUCCUACUUUGAAAUUUCGCGUUAAGGGCAGCUAAUAUUAGAAUGUCUUUUUCUGCACAGGUGUUCUCUCUUCUCUGGAACAAUUUUCUAAUUUCUCUCUCUUUGGUAUGUUUAAUACUGAUUUUGUUGGUAGUAUGUUAUUUUGGAGGAGUUAUAGGACCUACAAAUCCAUUCGUCAACAGCAAGACUAUUCCAUUGAAGCCGCAUGAGACAAACCAAAAUGUGAGAGAUAAAAGACUGAAGCAGGGUUUCACUUCAAAGAAGAUUCCUGAAAAUCUUGAUGCAAUAGUGAUUGGCAGUGGUAUAGGUGGGCUUGGUAGUGCAGCGAUUCUCAGCAGAGCUGGGAAGAGAGUUCUUGUACUGGAGCAACAUGACCAGGCGGGAGGAUGCUGUCAUACAUUCAUUGAUAAGGGUUUCGAAUUCGAUGUUGGUCUCCACUAUAUUGGCGACAUGGGCUAUGGCAGUGACUUGAGAUGUCUGAUGGAUGAACUCACCCAGGGCCAAUUAACAUGGGGACAUCAAGGCUCUGUGUUUGACCAGGUGACAGUUGGAAAAGAGAAGUUUCCAAUUCACCAUGGAUUUGACAACUUCCACAAAGGUCUUGUCAAGGAGUUUCCUGAAGAGGAGGAAGCAAUUACCAAAUAUGUUCAACUUCUUAAGAAAAUUCAGAAGAAUAAUCCUUGGAAUGGGAUCAUAAAGAUGCUCCCUAAGUGGCUGACGUCCUUUCUGAUCAACUCUGGUCUUCUGGAUCAGUUGACUUGUAUCUUCAAAUACUCAGAUAUCAAAGCUGUUGAUAUCAUUCGAGGGUUAACAAAUAAUAGGAAACUGGAGGCAGUACUUCUUUAUAACUUUGGGGAUUAUGGUAACUUACCAAUGGAAACCAACAUGAACAUCCAUUCAAUGGUGCAGCUCCACUUUAUACAAGAUGGUGGUUAUUUCCCCCAGGGCGGGAGCAGUGAGAUUGCCUAUACCAUGAUCCCCACCAUUGAGGCAGCAGGGGGCGCUGUCUUAGUGAGGGCACCGGUCACUCAGAUUUUAGUGAAUGAGCAGGGACAGGCAUAUGGUGUAAAGGUUAAGAAGAAUGGAGAUGAAGUUGAGAUACAUGCGCCAAACAUAAUAUCAGAUGCUGGGAUAAUGAACACAUUCAACAAGUUACUUCCAAAACAUAUUACAGACAAUUCAAGUUAUUUCCAACCAAUUAAAGAUCUGGCAAAGCCUGGCCCUGCCCUUCUAAGUGUCUUUAUAGGACUAAAUGGUACAAGUAAGGAGCUGAGUUGUCCCAAGUACAACCAUUGGGCAUUCGACAGUGAGAACAUAGGAGAGGAUAUUGUCAGCUACCUAGCCCUGAGUAAAGAGGAUGCUAAGAAUGCAGAUUGCCCUCUCAUGUUCAUCUCAUUCCCUGGUACCAAGGAUGACACAUAUUUGACACGUUACCCAGAUAAGGCAGCACUCAUCAUCAUUGGAAUUGUGAAUUACGAAUGGUUUGAACCCUGGGAAAACCAAAGAGUUAUGAAGCGUGGAGACGAGUAUGACGAUCUGAAGAAUGCUAUUGGACAAAACAUGUGGAAAAAAGUAUUGGUGCAUUAUCCCCAGCUUGAGGGACGGCUGGCUUAUAUGAAUGUUGGCAGCCCACUUUCCAACAACUACUACAUAGGCUCUAAUAGAGGAGAGUGUUACGGGAUGGCCCACAACAGUCCCAGGUUUUCAGCGACAAACAGCGCUCAUCUACGUCCAAAGACUGAUAUACCAGGCCUCUUUAUCACUGGGCAAGAUGUCUUGACUUGUGGGUUUGCUGGUGCAUUAUUUGGUGGAAUCUUGUCGGCAUCAGCCGUGCUUGGGCGCAACACAUUCAUUGAUCUGUUAGUCCUUAAGCUGAAGCAGUAUCUCCGUGGACAGGCACUCAGUGUCCCGACCUUGGCCUGUAAGCAGCAGUGACACCUGUUGGUGGGUGCAAGUACCAUGGUUACAUGUAUGUGUAUUACACACUGAAUCAUUAGAAACAUUUUAAGCUAUUACAUUUUAUUCAGCAGUGUCCUAUAUUUAGAGUAAUCAAUUGUAUGCUAGAGAUACUAAAUUAUGAAUUAUAAGUAGGACAUUAAUGGGCUUCGGGUAGUUCGAUGUGAAUGGUUCUCUUAAAGGGGCCACAAAAAUGUGCAAUGAGAAACAAAAGGGCUUAUGCAGGGGUUCAAGGCACUUGCCCCCCCCC
Owenia fusiformis is the source of this 2256-nucleotide messenger RNA. The record is from the annotation of a GenBank genome assembly. Lineage: Eukaryota; Metazoa; Annelida; Polychaeta; Sabellida; Oweniidae.